Melanotaenia boesemani (Boeseman's rainbowfish) is the source of this 1676-nucleotide messenger RNA. Its product is annotated as regulatory factor X-associated protein. Bases 267 to 914 code for a protein of 215 amino acids. Gene Ontology annotation, biological process: regulation of transcription by RNA polymerase II. The record is from RefSeq and is a predicted model, not a curated record. The transcript is spliced from 3 exons. Gene Ontology annotation, cellular component: nucleus. Lineage: Eukaryota; Metazoa; Chordata; Actinopteri; Atheriniformes; Melanotaeniidae.
AGUGAAGAAGAUCAGUGUCGUUGACUUACAAUGUUGUUGUCACUGUAGCAGACUAGAAAUCUUGAGAUUCACUUUUAAAAUAAUGGUUUAUUCAUAGUAUGGUGAUUUUCAUGAAGUGACAUACCGUUUAAAACAGGAAAAUUGUUCGGAAAAUGUAAGUAAAUUUAUAUAUAGACCGACUACGGUUGUUGACGCGAAGCUACUGUAAAGGACAGGUAAUUAGCUUGCUAGCUAGCUUUAGUUACACUGUUGUCUGCACCGCCGUCAUGAGCGAAGAGGAGAACUCAUCAUCGGCCGCAAAUAAAGACAAAGACUCGACUCUGUUGCUUACUAAGGAUGGACAAAGGUACUAUGUGAAUAAAAGUGGAGUCGUCGACAGUAGAAACGUAAUAACGCCGCAUGAACCAGAGAACAACGCGUCUUCCUACGACAUGGACGAUCCGGAUGAAGAGAGUGACGUUCUGGACGCGUCGGACCCAAGGGACAGCGCCGCCAGCCCGGAGGAGCUCAACGACGAGGAUGCCGCGGAGGUGGACAAUGCCCCCAAGCAGUGCACCUAUGACGGGUGUACAGAGACGACCACACAGGUGGCCAAGCAGAGGAAGCCGUGGAUGUGCAAAAAACACCGCAACAAGAUGUACAAAGACAAAUACAAGAAGAAGAAGAGCGACCAGGCCAUGUCAAGCGGAAAAAUAGAUGAGAACUCCGAGGAGCGACCCGUAUCUGUGAACAAACAGCGCCUCGGUACCAUGGGGGACCGUCCAGCCAGACCUUCCCUGAUAGAGCAGGUGCUCAACCAGAAACGACUGUCACUGCUCAGGAGUCCCGAGGUGAUCCGCUUCCUGCAGCAGCAGCAGCAGCUCCUGGCCACACACAGCCGCAGCCUAUCACAGCAGCAGUUCCAGGGCUGUUGACACUGGCUGCAAGUGUCUGACAGUAUAUGUAAUGCUUUCUAUGGUUGAAAACAAAACAGUCAGACUUGAUGCAUAAAUGGGUAGUAACCAUAAAACAUAAAAAAACAUACUUUUUCCCAAUAGUGAGCCAUGCACAAGAAAGAGUGAAACAAAUGAACUAUUUAAAGCAUGGGGAUACAGGUGGACUGUGCCAGAUUAACUUAUAUAAAAACAAAUAUGUGAAUUUCUUCAACAGGUUCUCAGUUGUUAGGGAUUUUAUUAUUGGAACAAAUUUUAAUACAAGCCAGCUUUUCUCACCACUAUUGUUUUACAUAUUAGUUGCAGUUACUUUGUAAAAUCUCCUCUCUUCUGUCAUUUUUCUUUGUCAUAAUGAACGCCCUGAAAUGUAAUUGUUGAAAGUUGAUUGAAUGCUGAAGCCUCAUGUGAUCAUGUUUAUGUUGUGUCCUGAUGAUUAUGUUGAACCUUGAAUGUGUGUUUUAGUGUUUUCUCUCUCAAUGUUGUGAAAUGUGACAACCAAUUGUCUUUUCAGCUAUGUGAUGCUUCAAGGACUUGUUUUUAAUAAGUAUGUUUAUCUUCAGCUGUAGCACAAACCAGAAAUUAUGAAUGAAAACAAAUAAGGGAAUAUAAAUGUGUUAAAAGAAGUCAAAAUAUAUGAUAUGAUGGUAAUGUGUAAUAAGCAAAGAGAAGUCAGUGUACAGUGUCUCUUUUGUAAUGAUUUUCCCCUGCUGAGUAAAGAUUAAACAUAUGACAGUAAAACUGAAA